AUGACAUCAACACAAACCACACUUGAAUCCGAAACAUUGACAGCUCUCUCCAAGUUAGACAGUCUCGUGUCAGCAGCUGGCAAAGUAUUCACCGCAUUGGCUUCAUAUUCAUUAGACAAUAGCACCGCAGAGGGGAGUUUUACAAAAUUAAAGGAAUCAUUAGUAGAAUAUCAGGCACUGGAAGUAGGGUUGAAAGAAAUUGUUCGUUCAAUUGAGAGUAAAAGAAGAAGUGAAGAUGAAAAAGAUACGAAUGAGAAAUCAAAUGGGCCACCCAGCAACCAGAUAAUACAAAUGGAGACAGCGUCAGAAGAAGUAACCAAGCUCACUGAACAGAGAGAUAGUUUACAAGAGACAGCACAACUGUAUACUUUACAAUUGACUAAUAUACUUGAACAAAGUUAUAAAUUACAGUUUCAUCUACAAACACUCUUAGCAUGCAGUGAAGAACCUGUAGCGGUUCAAGAAGACAACGCGUGA
Molecule: messenger RNA, 477 nt
Organism: Paraglomus occultum
Lineage: Eukaryota; Fungi; Glomeromycota; Glomeromycetes; Paraglomerales; Paraglomeraceae
Source: the annotation of a GenBank genome assembly